UUAUUCCGUAGCGGACUGCCGCAUUGUACGGACGUGCGACGAAUUCGAGGGAACGCGGAUACGCCGGAACAGGCGGUACGCCGUAGCUCGAAAAACAAAAAACAAAAGAGACAAAAGAACCCCAAAAAAAAGAACGCAGCGCACCUGCGAGCGCGACGUGUAUGAAGUUUUCCAGUUCGAGAUUCACCUGGACGACGUGAUCGACGUCGAAUCGACAUCGACCCGGAGCGGAGGAAUUGUGCGGAGUCGCGAAUCGGAGGCAGGGAAUCCUAGGCGAGCGGUCAGGGCAGGCGCUUUCAGUGUUAAAAGAUCGGCCUUUUCUCUCGCUCUUGCGUGGUCGAGGUGUCGAGACUUUUUAAAAGGUCUUGCGAACGGUGAGAGAGAGAGAGAGAGAGAGGAAGAGAGAAAGGGACAGGAAGAGGAGACGCGGAGAAGGGAAAAGAGGAACACAGCAGCCGCGAGCAGACGACGUGUGAAACGGAGACGAGAUAGCGAAAGUCGAGAUGGCGUUUAUGAUGCCUGUGGUGAAAAACGAAUGGGACAUUUACAAGACUAAUCGGAGUCGGCGGUCGUCCGAGUGCUCGAACCCGCAGACCUGUCGCAGCCGAAAGGUCUGGCGAACCCUCACACACAGACGCAGCCGUCUUCUUGCAAAGUGCGGCACGUCGCCCGAUCGUCCCGCCGUCUCGAUUCUCAUGGUGUCCGAAUGUUCCAAGUCGGAGGGCCCGUCGUUGUCGACCUCCCCCGGGUCCGACUUUCUCACCUCGCCGGCGCAUCGGUCCGUGCCGCUGACCUCGCGUCACUUCUCGAGGACGUCCUCGAGGGCGUCGCAGAGCUCCCUCCAGAGCCCGAGCAAGAGCACGGGCACGUCGCCGCCGAAGACCGGCAGCUCGAGCUCCCUCAACAAGUUCCAUAAUAGGCUGGUCGACAAGCUGAAGCGCUCGCUGAAGAAGGCGGAAGACUGCGCGGAGGAUCAGCGGAACCUAUCGUGAAACAUUCAAGGGGUUUUGGGCCGGCCGCCCGCGUCCGGCUCGAAACCGAUCGAGAUCCGUCGCACCUCGGCACCCGCUACCACAUCCGAGUCGAGCAGCAACGUGGCGGCACGCUCGUGUCCGGAUCCGCCUUCAGCCUGGUAAGAAGGAAAGAGAAAGGCGGGGAGGAAAGAGAUAAUGACGGAGAGAAAAACGAGAGGAGCUACGGGCAAACAUAUGUGCGAAUACGCAGACAUGGGGGGGAGAAAGAUCAGGAGCAAGUGAGAGGAGAAAUGCAAGAAAAUACGAAGGAGGAACGAGGAGAGGAUGAAGUUCGUACACGUUCAGCUCGAAAGCACGCGAGCACGCUCAAGUUUGUUAGCCCAGCACGAGCAAGGAGGAAGAGGAGGAGCAGGAGGAGGAAGAGGUUGAAUGAUCCUCGAGCCGUUGUUCGGCUCGCUGGAUGUCGACGGUCGAUCGUGUCAAGAAUCGUCGUGGAUCGAGAGACCUCGAUCGAGCGAUCGGAUAAUGGCAGCCCCGCGCUCGAGAGGACGAAGAGAGCUGCUCGGGACGUUCCUUUGGACCGCAACGUUUUCGAGAUGACAUCCACAGUUUCGUGACAACGUAAAGAGGCCAAACAAUAUCGAUGAGCCAAUAUAACGCGAAGAUCUGAUCUCGCGGAUAAAUUUGAGAAUCUGUUUAAGAUGGCGCGGGGGAAAAGAGGAAGCUGCGGGAGGAUCGCAACCGAUCGGUCGAUCGAUGUUCGAGCGGCGAUUUUGGGCCAGAUCAUCGAAGAUCGUCAUCACUGAAAAAGUCAAAGGAGACAAUCGUGAGGAGGGAGAGGAGGAGGAGGAGUCAGCGUCGGAGGAAGCGAGGUACAUAAUGAUAAAAUCAUCAGGAUUAUAUUGUAUCGCGAACGUUUCGCAUUUCGUUGAAUGUCCGCGAUCGGAGAGUUUACGGGGUAUCGUAGUCACUCGAGUUGCCAGACCUAAAUGUAAUAAGUUCCUUCACAUCGCGCGCGCGCGAGAGAGGGAGAGAAAGAGAGAGAGAGGAAGAGAUCUCUCUCGUCUCGCGCGCGCGUCGCGCUCUAUACGUUGUUCUUUUCCUUAAACGUAGGACGAGAGCGGGAACGAAGAGAUCGAAGGGAGAAAGACAUUCAGCGGGCGCGAAGGUGUUUCCCCGGUGGAGGAAAAGUAAAGACCUGAGGGACGUCGUGAAGGUGCCCGAAAGAAAAUCCGAUGUAACGAAAAGAAAUCUGGUUAUAUAACAGUCUGACGUAGUAAACUGAUAUUUAAAAAAUCGUUCCGAUGUCUUUAAAUGUCCCUGUGGAUCUCUUUCAAUCUUUCUGGCAUCUUUCAAGUAUAUACGCACCUAUUAUCUCUUAGGCAUCCCCCUUUGUUUUCCAAUGCGGAUGCGGAUCUAUUAUUUCUUCGUCAAAUUAUUAUCUUCGCGCGGUGCAUGUUAACCGUGGAUAAGUAGAACCGCGCAUCUCCGAUUCGUAACAACGUAUCCAAUUAACUUUCUCACAACCUAGACUGAAAAGCGUUCUCUAAUCAGUACGUCAAGCAAAAAAAAAUUGUUGGAAGAAGGCUCGUAUUCUUGGCGCGCCAAACAUGACUCCGCUCGAUUCGCACGGGUCGGCCGUUUUAUUUGUUUGCUUAAUUGACAUAUACGAAGUGUGUAUUCGAUAUGAGAAACGAGGGCAGAGCAGAGUCGGCGCGAGAAAAUGCGCGGCGAGAAUACGGGCCAAGAGAGAAAAAGAGAGAGAGAGAAAGAGAGGGAGAGCUCCUAUAUAGCGUAAGAAGCGUCAUAAAAGAUGUCGUUUUUUUUUGUAUCUGUAAGUGUCAAACAGCGGCAUUCGUUGUUGUUCGGAUUAGGUUCGAGUUUGUGUGCCGGAAGCCAGCAGCAACGGCAGUUUCUCUCCGCCUUUGCGGGAUCGGAUCUCGCCGUCCGUCGUGCAGAGGAAAGGACACACCGCAUGUGCGUGUGCGAAUGCACCUCGAGAGUCGGAUCGCCGAGCGUGUGAAGCCUAUUAAAAAAAAAAAAAAAUCGAUUUAUUUUCACCCGCGUAUUUCCUGUUCGACGUCGUUGAAUUGUGUUAUUAAUGUUUCAACGAUGUAAUUCCAAUUUGAUCAAAAAAUGAAAUGAAAUUCGCACAUCUUUAUUUAACACAGUUUGUUACUAAACUUUUUUCAAAGCUUGAAAUAGUAUUUAAUAAGAUUUCGUUCAAAUUAAAAUAGUGUAGGUCGUGUACCAGAAAAAAAAAUGUAAAAAGAUUCUUGACUUUGUGAGAUGAAUUUUUAUCUGCGUAAUGUUAAUGUAAGAAAAAUAUGAGUAGCAUACUCGAGGCUCAAGACGAUCGAAUGUAAAUAAAUUUGCGAAUAUACAUAAAUGAAUUGAUCUCGAGGUGCUGGCCGACGUUUUAAAACUUUUUCAAAGAUAUUUGGAGCGUUAAUUUCUCGAGAAUGGUUUUUUUUCCCCCCCCAGAAAACGUGUCAAACGGUUAUUGACGCAUAUCAGCUUAUCGGGCAAUAUAUUGCUGUUUCCUUCACGUUACAACGCGAUAGCGCUGCAAAGUGCACGACGCGGCCUACGGGAAAGCAUGACAGAUGCAUCCGGUACCAUUAACGACGCAUUCCGCGGUGUACACGUGUCGCAUUGUAAAAGGCACGACUCACGUCGUGCCCCGUUGUAGAUUACCACUCUUCUCAAAUCGCGCGCGGGCCGGGCGAGGAUAUUUUUUUUUUAAACCUUACCGCCGCUUACUCGUCGCACGCCAUCGUCGGAGACAACGUUUUUCCCCUGAGGUUACUCGUAUUUGUUGUUUCGCGUCGUCGCUACAGAGCGCUUGUUAAUUUUUUCACAUGUAUAAUAUAUAAUAUAUAUAUCUAUAUAUAGUGUAUUGUUUCGCGUUACAAGUCCAGUCGGUCGGAGAGAAGGAGGGGUAGAUAAGGGGAGGGGGAGACGCGUGCUCUUUGUAGAUCGCACGUGCAAAGGACUUCGAGUGUUACGAGGUAUAGGAGCGCUACUUCCAUCAUGAGAGAGAGACUUCUCCUGAGAAAGAUAUUUAUCUCCUUUUCCUCCGAGACAUGUCAUUCCGAAGAUACUCUUUUUUUUUUACAUGACUUUAAUAAGAAGGAAGAGUUCCGUUUCCUACGCUUCCCUUCGUUUUUUCUCCUUUACUUUCUCAUCAAAUAGAUAAGAUUUUUUAAAAAUAUCUUUUAUAUGUAUUUUGUUAUUUUUGUAUUAUUCUUAGAAACGCAAUUACUUGGUUUUUUUUUCUAAUCAAAACUUGUUACGUAGGAAGAAAAAUAUUUACCUAACUGAGUGGUGGAUAUAUGUCCUCUACUUUGAUGGCAGAAAUAAUAUCAUUUAUUAAUGAAGUAAAAUUGAAUUUUCAAAAAUUAAAUUUCUAAAUUAAUGACAAAUGAUGAAUAGAAUAAAGUCAUCAAAUUUCUUCAAUUUAAGAUGCAGCAAAUAUCGAAUAAAACAUAUCAAGCGCAAAAAAUUUAUUUCGAAGUUUGAAAAUACAACUAUUAUAUGAAUUUCCAUUUUUUUUCAGUAAUUAAACGAUAAAGAUCAAGUUUAACAAAUUCAUUCCUCUUGUAGUUAACACUCGACGUUCUUCGCGUUCAGACGUUCUGGUUUUUCCUUGCGAUGGGCAUAAUUUGCAUGCUUUCUUUCUAUCGGUUGCGUAUUGGCGUAUUACGAACUGGGAGCAAUUAAGCAAUGCCGCGUGUAACUCUGUGAUAUCGUAAGCUAUAAGAUAGAAUUACUCUGCAACGAUUAACGGGUUAGAGAGGGGAGGUAUAGUUAGGACGGGAUACGUACGAGCGCUUCGAUUCUUCAUCGAUCGCAGACCUGCGUUCUUUGAAAACCGAAUUGAUGAGUUCUUUUUUUGGGUUGGGCUGAACAAUACGAGAAAGUGCUUCAACAAAGGGAUGGUUUCCGACUAAAAAAAAAAUUUUUUUCUCAUGAAAGAGAAAGAACGUUGCUUUCAGGUCUUUUCGGGAGAAAGACGAAGGAAUUCUGGCACACGAGCAUUUGAAGUCGUAUAUAUAUAUAUAUAACAUCCGUCUUAACGUGUAUAUAAUAUUAAGAGUCUAAAGUUCCGAAAGCGUUAUCGUUUAUUGAUUACAUUAAUCUGAAAUCUCAAGAAAAUAUCAUAGUACAAGAUUUAUCCAUUUAUUUCCCGUCGCAAACGGAUUUUGAAAGUACGCUCGCCGACUUAACUUCAAUUUGCAAUGAGCCAAAUGAAAUCUCUAAAUCUCUUCUUAAGUUCGUUGUAUAAUGCAAAAAAAAGAACAGAUUAAUAUACGUCGAUUCGCGCUUUCGGACUCGCGUCGGAUUUAAGAGAAAGCUUAGUCGGUAGAUAUCACGCGGAAAAUUUUGAAAAUUUGCGUAGCUCAACUUGCAUUUCUCUCUUCGGGUGCAGAUGAUGGCAAGGGGAUGAAGACGAAGAAGAAGGGGGGAGGGAAAAACAGGAAGAAUAAAAAGAGAGAAGGAAUCAUUCACACGUCGGUGUGUGCUAAAGUAGAUUGGGAGGGGGGAGUCCAUUUUGCGUAUGAAAGGAUGCAUACUGAAUAAUUUCCAAAAGUUGCCGCUUUAUGUAAGACUGCUUUAGUGAAACAAAGAAAUAUAUCGCAGAGACAAAAAGUAUAAAUUAUCGAUAAAUAUAGGGCGACGCGCCGUGGUGCUGGGCGGAGCACUGGGACGCGCGAUGUUGGGAUCGUAUUAAAUCCACAAUUCGCACAUAUAUAUUUGUAUAUUGCAAAUAUAUUAUAUAUAGUUAUUUAUGUAUAAUAAAAUUAUGCCUUCCGAAGGAACUCGUAAUGUAACAUUAAAUUCAAAUUAAUGAUUGAGUUGGAAGUUAUGACUUUUGAAGCUUUUUGGCACUUGAAUCUGCUACGACAGUCGAUUUCAUUGUUUAUAUGUAUCUUUUCUAUAGAUAUAUAUAUAUUUCUCAUUUGCACUUGGCAAAUCUUAAUUUUUACUUCUCUCGUGAAUCGGUACUGCCAUUUGGUGCGAGCUGGCCAACUCGCGAUCCAACUUCGUGCGUUCCCAAGGUUUCGCCGGUUGAUUCGUACUGAUUAGAAAAAAAUGGUGUUAUUAGAUUUUAGAAAUUGAUGAGAUAUAUAUAAAGUAUAUAUGCGAUAUUCAUUACGGCGGCCUCGGACCGCGGAGUAAACGUGGAUUGGGAUUUCUUUUCUUCGCUCCCUUGUGGAGAUGUGUGCAUUUGAAUUUCACGUUAAAUGUGCACGAUGUAUGUGCCCCUGUUUUUUUUUUUUACUCGUCGAAGGAGACGCAUUUUCCGCCAGUUUAACGCCUCUCGAUCCACUUUCAUUCUACGGUCGCAACGCGAUUGCAAAGCUGUACACAUGCGGAGAUAUAUACAUACGCAUACGUGUAUAUUAUAUAUGCACAGAAUAAAUAAUAUACAUGCAUGCGUACGCGUAAUAUAUAUGUAUAUGUAUAUAUUAUUUAUUACGCGCGAUGACUUGACUAUUUUUUGUAUUAUUAUUACUACUACUACUACUAUUACUACUACUACUGUUUUAUGGUUAUUUGUUAUACUUCACCCGGGACAUUUUGAGCGGAUUCUUGAGCGCGUGUUUGAGGAGAAGCGUCCGAGCCUUUGCAAGUCUUACACGGUGAGAAACGUCGUUUUCCUUCCUUCUCGCGGCAUCAAUCCUUUCGAUAAAGGUCAGCACGGUGUAUCAAUUAAAAUCGCCACGUAUGCCUCGUGUAUGGAAAUCAUUUUCUCGGCGAUACGCGUCGAAGAUCGUUAAUAAUUUCUAGAGACUGACAUAAAAAUUUAAAUUACUUGCAUUCGUUUUUGAAGCACUUGAAAACGGGAAAGGUGAAGAGAGGUUUCUUUUCUCGCGGUAGUAAAACUUGCCGUUACUUCGACGAAGCCCAGCCGUCGUCGAUCGCGCUUACGUACUUUCUCCUCAGUCACGACUAUUGAAUAUCACUGCCAAAAGCCCACGAUUACGAUAAAGCAACAAGAAAAAAGUAGCAUAGAACGGCCCGAUCGGAUCCUUCAUGGCGGCGCGCUCGGAUCAAGCCGUUUCAAUCCGAUCUCCCCCUUUACACAUACACACUAUCUUUCGAGUCUACAUUGACAUAUUUAUCUUUCGUCGGUUAGCGGCUUUCAUUGUUGAGGGAAACCGUUUCUUUCUUUUUCUUUUUUCGUAGGACUUUGGCGUCAACGACGAUACUGAUUCGCGCCAAUGCGUGAAUUCUAUCCGGCUUUUCUGCGGCAUAGGAUGAACGAAGUAAUAUUUACAAAGUCGCGUUUCCGGCAUUUUUCCUCGGUGAAAAAUGUCAGAGAAUCCUCGCAGCAAGUCUUAAUACACAAGUUGGGGCACAGAAAUACAGUGCAGUGAUUCCUGCACGUGUAUAUGUACGUGCAUAAAUCGGAAAUCAAUAAUAACUCUGCUCUUUGCUGUUCAAGAUUUGAACUUUAUCAUCGGCUUUAUCAUUGUGCCAAAAUUGUUUCAGUAAGACACAAACUAUCUGUGUUCUUUGUCCACGAUUAUCCGUUUAUCCUACGCGAGAUGUAUAUUUUUAAUUUUACGAUUCGCUAGAAGAUUUGAUUAAGAGGAAGCAUUGGCACGAAAUCGAAAUUAAUUGAUGAAGAUGAGGAAUCAUUUUUGCGGGGACGGAAGUUGCCGUAUCGUCGUCGAUUGCUAAUUAUCCGUGAAUUUCGUGAUCGAGGAGAGCAAAAAUGAGAAGAUGGAUGCACAUUCCAUGCGUAAUGAUUAUACAUAAUAUAUAAAAUAAUCUGUUAGAAUUCGAUAGGGAAUUAACAUACACAACAUACACACAAACAAACAAAAAAACACACGGAACAUAUUGCGCGCGCCAUAUUGCACUGGAAAAUUAUAAAUGAAGUUUUUGAAUCUUACAAUAGACCUCGGUUUAUCAUUAUUAUGUAUCGUGAUUUUUAUGCCAUGUUCAAUAAAUGAGUUUUAAACAGCUUA
This is a messenger RNA of Monomorium pharaonis (pharaoh ant), 7957 nucleotides long. RefSeq lists its product as uncharacterized. NCBI's taxonomy places the organism in Eukaryota, Metazoa, Arthropoda, Insecta, Hymenoptera, Formicidae. The coding region runs from base 504 to 992 and encodes 162 amino acids. The transcript is spliced from 3 exons. The record is from RefSeq and is a predicted model, not a curated record.